CGAUCGAGGUAAGCCGAAUGUUUAGCGUAAAGAGCGAGGUUGGCUUCGAACGUGAUGAGUCGUGGGGCGAACGAUUGGCCUUGGGCCGCAGGGUGCGGCCGACGGGGACUCUCGUCGAGGACGCCAACGAACGUCUCAGUCGCGAUUCGAACUCGGAGCGAGGCCGCGGCGCGUCACGUGGUCCCACGCCUCGACCAAUGGCCGCCGGCGUCUGGAGGCCGUGGCGCCAUCGGCCAGGGAGCCUCGGCUCGACCAAUCACCGCCUUCGUAAGGCCACUGUGCAGAGCCGUCGCCGCCGCGUGUUGCGGACCUCUUGAUCUCUCCGCCUAUAGCAUAAUACCCUAAAAAGCACUGUAUAGGCGACACAGCAGCGGCGGCAGCGACGAGGUAUAUACGUAUAUAGCGGAGGGGCAGGAGGAGGCCCUGUCGCGCACAACUACACGGCGUCCGAGCGUUACAAGCCAGUGCAGCGCCUCUCGGCUACAUGGCGCUGCGGAUUCCCGCGAUCGGCCGCUUCGACAGCACCUGCACCGCGAGCAGCAGUACGCGCCAGCAGAGAGGACCGAAGUCCCGAGGAGCAGCCCCGCAGGAGCGACCAGCCAGAGCUGAGCGCUCAAGGUGAUGUAAAAAGUAACACCGGGACGACGCCGAGUGAGAGUAUUAUCGCAGCAGCCCACGACCGACCCGAAGCUGUCUACGACGGAAGCGGAGGCCGGUGAACCUCUCCCCGUCAAAGAGGAGAGCCAUCCCGGUUCGGAAUUCGAAGAAGUCAUAUCCCCCUACGAGGAGACGAUGACGUCGCUGACGAACGCGGAGUCCGACCGGACGGAUCGGAUCACCGACGACGACGACGACGAGCCGUCGAGUGGGUCGGAGACAUACGAGGAGGGCGACCUCCUCGCCUCGGCCAUGGAUGAUGACGUGACGGCCCAACUCGCCGCUGCAGGACCUGUUGGUGUUGCCGCAGCUGCAGCCAUUGUUUCGGCGAAGAAACGGAAACGACCACACAGUUUUGAAACAAAUCCUAGUAUUCGUAAACGACAACAAAACAGGCUAUUAAGGAAGUUAAGACAAACGAUAGACGAGUUCGCAACGCGAGUUGGCCAACAGGCGGUCGUGUUGGUCGCGACGCCGGGCAAACCAAAUAGUAGUUAUAAAGUCUUCGGCGCCAAGCCACUCGAGGACGUCGUGAAGAACCUCAAGGCCGCGAUAAUGGAGGAGCUGGAGAACGCGCUGGCUCAGCAGGCACCACCCCCGGUCCAGGACGACCCCUCCCUCUACGAAUUGCCACCACUCAUCAUCGACGGCAUACCUACGCCCGUCGAGAAGAUGACCCAAGCGCAGCUGCGUGCUUUCAUACCUCUGAUGCUGAAGUACUCGACGGGCCGGGGUAAGCCGGGUUGGGGUAGAGAGAGCACGAGGCCACCCUGGUGGCCGAAGGAGCUGCCCUGGGCCAAUGUGCGCAUGGAAGAGGUACGUAAGCAGAUCUCAUGGACGCACGCCCUGCGUCAAAUCGUCAUCAACUGCUACAAGUUUCACGGCAGGGAAGAUCUGCUGCCGGCGUUCAGCGAGGAGGACGACAAGUCCAACAUACUCAUACAGCAGCCUUCGGCCCACUCGUCGACGCAGCAGUCCGGCAGCCAGAGCAGCCAGUCCCAACAGACGGUGGGGGUCGUUCGCAUCAGCGGCACUGGUUCAUCUAAGGGAAACUCCUCGCCAACGCAAAUCAUAGCCGCGUCGCCCACCGCUCUCGCCACUGCCACUCAGGUGUCAGUGGACGGAGCUGAACGAGGCACAUGGAUGACACAAUAUCCAACGGUAUUGCAAACGAUAACAAAUGCUGAUGGAACAGUUUCCCUAAUUCAAGUAGAUCCUAGUAAUCCAAUUAUUACGUUACCGGAUGGAACUACUGCCCAAGUGCAAGGAGUUGCUACCAUUCAUACAAGUCAAGGAGAGGUACAAACUCUUGCUGAAGUAAGCGGCGCAGACGGAGCCAGUGUCGCGGUGGAUUUAAACAGUGUUACCGAAGCUACUUUGGGCCAAGAUGGCCAAAUUAUCCUCACCGGUGAAGACGGACAUGGUAAAACUGUUUUCUAUAGGCUCUGCACCGUCGCCGGUCAGGAACUACUCGAGCAGUGCCUGGUGAAAAUGACCAUGUGCAAAAAGAGCAUAGCAAGACGCACAGGACGACCGGUGAUUUGGCAUGUUACAGGGUAUCCGGUCUCUGUAUCGGGCGUCAUAACCGUGCCGGUGCCGGCCAGUAUGUACCAAACAAUGGUGGCCAAUAUCCAGAGCGAUGGUACCAUGCAGGUGAUGACGCCGAUGGUGCAAGUGCCGAAAGUCGAGCCGGGUAACGGCGAGGCGAGCAUCGAGGCGGUGACGAUUCAGGGUCACCCGACAAUGACGAUGAUCAACGCCGCGGGUGAGCACCAGGUCCUCCAGGUCAUAUCGCUUAAAGACGCGAACGUUCUGACGAAGGCCAUGCAAGGCGACGUUGUGAAGGACGAGGACAGCCAGCAGCAGCCCCAGGCUGAAUCCAGUCCCGAGUAAAAUCCCCGACAAUUGCAGGGACUGCGUGACUCUUCGAUAAUAUUGUAUAAUGUAUAUGAGAAACUUUUGCUGCGCAAGAGAUGGACUUGCUCGGUACUCGUCACAAUACGAAUUGUUACUUCGCAGUGCAUUUGAACGCUGAGACAAGAUCACAAAUUGAGAUAAUGUUGAGAUCCGCGGUUAAAAUAUCAAUUACGAUAAUU
This is a messenger RNA of Ceratosolen solmsi marchali, 2753 nucleotides long. It is a transcript of the gene ewg, whose product is annotated as DNA-binding protein Ewg. NCBI's taxonomy places the organism in Eukaryota, Metazoa, Arthropoda, Insecta, Hymenoptera, Agaonidae. The record is from RefSeq and is a predicted model, not a curated record. Gene Ontology annotation, molecular function: DNA-binding transcription factor activity. Gene Ontology annotation, biological process: regulation of transcription by RNA polymerase II.